AUGUGGAGGAGGAGGUCAUCCACUGACCAGAAACAGCCUUCCAGGGUAAUCAGUCAAGAAAGCAACGUGGGUCACCAGCAGCUCUACUGGGGCCAUUUGAGAAAAUUCAGCGAAGGUUCUCACUCUUGCUGGGUCUGUUCAAACAGGCACGGUCUGAUCCGGAAACACUGCCUCAAUAUGGGCCACCAGUACAUGAAGGACGUUGGCUUUGUUAAAUCAGACUAA
This is a messenger RNA of Bubalus bubalis (water buffalo), 225 nucleotides long. Its product is annotated as 40S ribosomal protein S29-like. The coding region runs from base 1 to 225 and encodes 74 amino acids. The record is from RefSeq and is a predicted model, not a curated record. Lineage: Eukaryota; Metazoa; Chordata; Mammalia; Artiodactyla; Bovidae. Gene Ontology annotation, molecular function: structural constituent of ribosome; zinc ion binding. The transcript is spliced from 2 exons. Gene Ontology annotation, cellular component: cytosolic small ribosomal subunit.